CCAUGGAAACCUCCGAUGGGAAAACUAACACAGAGCAGACAAGGCAGGCGGGUCAGACGUGACGUCCGAACAGUUGGUCUCGGGGUGUGUCCUUCCAGCUGCAGGUGUUAUUCCACAUAUAAGAAGUUGUUGACGGUAGACGGUAACAAAGAGCGGGAGAGCGUCGCAGACAUGGAUUUUACUCGGUUAUUGUCGCUGCUGAUCCUUUUCUGCUGGUUUUCCGUCUCUGAUGCCAAAGGUAAAGGACGGGGGUUCAUCGGGUUUCAGGACCCUGAAAACUCUGGACAAGUUGUUGUGGACCAGGCAACAUCUGACACACUGAAGAGUAGCCUCACCACAGUCUUCCUCCCAAUUACCUACAUCAUUGUGUUUGCGGUGGGGCUUCCUGCCAACGGCAUGGCCAUCUGGGUAUUUCUCUUUAGGACCAAGAAGAAGCACCCAUCAUCGAUCUACAUGGCCAACCUGGCUCUGUCUGACCUGCUUUUUGUCAUUUGGACGCCCCUAAAAAUUUCUUACCAUUUGAACGGCAACAACUGGAUCUACGGAGAGCCGCUGUGCAAAGUCCUCGUGAGCUUCUUCUAUGGAAACAUGUAUUGCUCCAUUCUUUUCAUCACCUGCCUCAGUGUGCAGAGGUACUGGGUUGUGGUCCACCCUCUGUCCCAGCAGAGGAAGAACAACAAAGUGGCUGUUGGUGUCUGUGUGGUCAUCUGGGCUUUCAUCUGGCUCACCACUACGCCUCUGUACCUGUAUGACCACACCGCCAAACUCAAAGACCCCAACAUAACCACGUGCCACGAUGUCAACUUUAUACAGGACCCCCUCAAUCCAUUCCCUUCCGUCCAGUUCCCCUACUACUACUUCACAUUCAUGGGUAUGGUUGUGUUCCUCGUCCCUUGUAUAGUGAUCAUUGUGGCCUAUGUUCUGUUGCUCAGGGCUCUGGGGAACCGCAUGGAGGACAGUACGGCAGCAAAGAACCACCACAAAGCCGUGGUUUUGAUUGUGAUCGUCCUGGUGACAUUCCUGGUGUGUUUCAUCCCCAGUAACAUCAUGCUGGUGGUGCAUUACUCUCUACUUAAGGAUGGAGUGAAAAAUAAUGGCUAUGGCUUCUACAUCUCCACAUUAUGCCUGGCCAGCCUCAACAGCUGCCUGGACCCGUUUAUCUACUACUUUGUGUCUGAGGACUUCAGAAACCACGUGAAGAACACUCUGCUGUGCAGGAGCAGCAGGACUGUGGAGCGGAUGAGAGUUUCAUUCAGUUCCAUGAAAUAUUCCAGGAAGAGCAAGUCAUAUGUGUCGGAUAGUGGGAACACACAGAGCAGUAGCUGUUAAGCAGAUAAAAGAGAGCAAAGAAAGACUCUGAUAAGACAUCCCGCAUCAUGCCUGUGCUUGUACUCUGGUGUACUCAAAACCUUACGGCACUGGGAAUCAGUAAAUAGGUCAGGCGCAACCAGUUUACCUCAACGCAUCAGAUAACCAAAGAUGAAUUUUAAAUGUGAAGAUGACUGUGUUGGGAUGGGGGCAGAGUACAUUUUAAGAUGUAUAUAACUUCAUUAUGAACUGUUGUUAAAAUGUUAAACAUUUUAAAUGUGUUAAAAUGUGAAACAUGAAUACAUAUUUUUAUAUAUAUAUAUAUAUAUAUAUAUAUAUAUAUAUAUAUAUAUAUAUAUAUAUAUAUAUAUAUAUAUAGAGAGAGAGAGAGAGGCCUGUUAAAAACUGACAUUUAGUCCUCCCUGGCUUCACACAAUGUCCGAUAAAUGUGUUUUUUGCCAAGAUUUUGACUGCCUAGUUCACUGCACUAAAGACCAUCUAAAGCAAAUGACAUCGGUAAUAAAAUAACCAAAUGAACAAGCGUGUAUAGUGUAAGUUAUGACUUUGAUGAAGGUGUCAGUGUAGCUUUAGUCAAAUCAAUGACAGAAAAUGUGUACUUAAUAUUCAUUCCGUUUUUUUUCUUCUUGCCUGCUCAGCACAUUCCUGCACCCAGCAAGUUUUAUCUUGUCAUUUUAAACCACUUGUGCGAAAGUUUUUUUAAUUUAGUUUUGAGUUUGAAAGUUAUGAGGAAAAAAUGUGGUAUUGUUGCUAGUUUCUUAAAUAAAUGAUAAAACAACA
Messenger RNA from Siniperca chuatsi (mandarin fish), 2106 nucleotides. RefSeq names its product coagulation factor II (thrombin) receptor-like 1, tandem duplicate 2 (gene f2rl1.2). The record is from RefSeq and is a predicted model, not a curated record. Gene Ontology annotation, cellular component: membrane. Lineage: Eukaryota; Metazoa; Chordata; Actinopteri; Centrarchiformes; Sinipercidae. The transcript has 2 exons. Gene Ontology annotation, molecular function: thrombin-activated receptor activity. Gene Ontology annotation, biological process: phospholipase C-activating G protein-coupled receptor signaling pathway; positive regulation of Rho protein signal transduction; blood coagulation. Bases 16 to 1329 code for a protein of 437 amino acids.